Molecule: messenger RNA, 423 nt
Organism: Colletotrichum tamarilloi
Lineage: Eukaryota; Fungi; Ascomycota; Sordariomycetes; Glomerellales; Glomerellaceae
Exons: 1
Source: RefSeq, a predicted model, not a curated record
CUGGCGACUAGUCCAACCGCCAAUUGGAAUUUUGGGCUUAGGUUUCUUGCGGCUGAUUUUCUAGGCUGUGUUGGUGGAGAUGACGAAGCCUUGUCGCUGCGCAAAAUGUUUUCUCAGCGCUGGUCUUUCACAAGCCACCGUCCCUUAGCAGUUGUUCUGCGCCGAAAGUUCGUGCUACCAUACGAGAUCCAGGAACAAAAAUCACCCCGUUCGUUUGCCUCCCUUCUGCCCCCAUCGACUAGUGUCGUUAGUAGCGCCCUACCAGCUGCAAGGCACGAGACUACGGCGGCUGCGGUGCAUCGCAUAUCACGGCAUGGCAUGGAAAACGCGGGUGUCCCGCGUGCCGUGGAGCCGCUGGGCCCGUUGAACACGAAAGGAAAUUCUCUCGCAAGUGGUACUCCGCCAGAAGUCAACCACUUUUGA